Molecule: messenger RNA, 5919 nt
Organism: Lachancea lanzarotensis
Lineage: Eukaryota; Fungi; Ascomycota; Saccharomycetes; Saccharomycetales; Saccharomycetaceae
Gene: BEM2
Product: LALA0S07e01266g1_1
Exons: 1
Coding region: 1-5919 (1972 amino acids)
Biological process (GO): regulation of GTPase activity; small GTPase-mediated signal transduction
Cellular component (GO): cytoplasm
Molecular function (GO): guanyl-nucleotide exchange factor activity
Source: RefSeq, a predicted model, not a curated record
AUGAAAACACUGAGAUGGUCCGGCAGAGGCCGCAAAUCGUCUUCAGCUGCGUCAGACAACGGUCACAGCGAGAGUCCGAGAGAAAAUUCCGCUGCAAACCAUCGAAAGGACAACUACGCUUCAAAUCACUCGCUAUCAUCACACUCGCCAUCGAUUGUGAAACGACCCACGGUUUUUGGCAAGACCCUGAAUUCGUCGCCAUCGCUGUAUCUUUCAGAAACUAGCAGCAAAUCGUCUCGAAGUCUCGUGUCCCACAGAGAAACAGACGACAUCGAAAACGAUACCGCAAACUACGUAGCUGUCUCCCACGAUGAUAGCACGACAAUUGCUGACGACCAGUCAAUUUUAUCUUCGCAGUCCACCGCCGUUACUACUAAGACCCCGUCGACUAUGAGAACUGGGCCUUCGCCAUCUUUAAAUGGGGACAAUUAUGACAGCCAUACUUUCAAAAUUGGCUGGGUUAAUAAGGCUGCUGCUUCUCCAACCGCAAGUAAUCGCGAAAGCAGAGUUUAUGGUAAUGGCGCAUCGCUAGACCCGCAGCUCCAAGCGAAAAAGCCCGUUUCCUACAGAAUUCACAGAGCUGCCCUUCGAGGUCCAGUACUCAAUCUCUACAAGAGCGGCAUUGGCAAUGUAAAAUAUUUUGAUCCUACCAUGCCUCCGCCCUCCCACCUUGCAGAUAACAUGUAUUCGGACGCCGGUUACUCUUUACCCACAACACCUACCCAUCAACAGAGCUUAGCAUCGAGCGAUCAUAAUAUCUCACAAGAAAGACAGCAAAAAGAUCUAGUUUACUUGAGUUCUGAGUAUCCACAUCCUCAAUUGAAACUCGACAAAGACGGACGACUGUUGUCCGGCUCUAACGAAAGUAUUUGCCAUAUGAUACUAUUUCUCCCACCUCUCAGCGACGAAGAAACCAGAAAAAUAGUAGAUGUUUUACUUAUUCUUCCUCUGAUUGAUAGAUUCGGAACGAUUUUGGCCAUCUUUCAGCUAUUUGGAGUGACAUUUACCAGGCAUCGGGUCAAAUUGGUCAAUUCUGCAAGACAGCAUCAUCAAAUAUCGGCAAAGGCCGAUUCUUUGAUGACGGAAAGGCUGGCGCUGGUAGUUAAAGUUGUCUUGGACGUUUUCUCUGGAUUUCUCUUGGACGAUAAACUCUUUUCUCAGAUCGUCAACUUGGUCGAUGUAAUAUCUCUACACGACGAUGAGAUAUCCACUAACUUGAAGAUAGCAAUUGUCGAGAGGCAAAACAGUCUGAAUCAACUGUGUUCUUUUUCAAGACAAAAAGUCAAUCCAACUGAACUGAAGCAGUUGAUAUCUGUCGAUAGUUUUUUGAAGAGUGACCUAGACGAAUUUGUUACAGGCGUUCAUCAAAUAAACUUGAAGUUUCUCAGAGAAUGGAGCCCGCAGAGAGAUUACUCGCUCCUCUACGAGUCGAAUUACAAUGAAAAACACAUUCAAAUGAAUCCAACAAUUUUCAAAAACUCCGAAAAUGUUCACUAUCUUGGAAGGCUCAUGAUAUCUCAUUUAUUUACAAGUCGUUCCACUUACUCACCCAAGAAAACGGCUGAGACAUUAGCCGCUUGGGUGCAACUGGGUUGCCGUUUCGAAAAAAUAGGAGAUAUGGUCUCAUGGCUGGCAAUUGCCACUAUUAUCUGCUCUAUUCCUGUCCUCCGACUUGUGUCUACCUGGCAACAUGUAACAGAACAAACACUCAGAGUUAUUUUCAGAGAUUGGGUCCCCACUAUCGUGCAACUAGACAGGCGCAAGAUCGCCUCGAAAUCUAGCAAUAGCGUCUUCAUCUUGGCCCCCCCUAAUUUGAAUAGCGCAUCAACAAGAGAAAACGUUAUACCGUAUUUCGGAGACUUGUCGAUAAAUGCUAGUGAUCUUCCAUCGGAAACGAAAUUUAAGUAUCUUGAGAAGAAGAUUCAUCGUACCAAAAACGCAUUUUUCAAGUGGCAGCAACGUAUAGAACAAGCUAAACGAAAUGAUAAAGAAGCAGACCCUAGUCCACCGCUAAGAUUGGAUAACUACGUUAAAUGCACAACCAAGAUUUAUCAAUUUUGGCGCUUUCAUUUGGAUCAAGAACCUAUGAAUAUUGAUGAGAUCAUGAACUUGAGUUUGGAAAUGGAACCUCCACGCAUCGAUCAAAAGGAGUACUCGGCAACUAGCUCAAGAAGAAGCGCACUAUUGACAGGUAGUUACCUUCCAAUGCUCUUUAAUCAACUGUUACCAAACUACUCACUUUUUUCCCGCGACUCUCUAAUAGGUGCCGCCGGCAUCGCUCUUGGAGAUGCAACUGGUGGCGCUCAAAGCACUGGUGUGCAAAAAUCAGCCAUCACUUGCCCCAUGAGUUCAGAACACGAUCAAAGCGGAAUCACUGGUGUUGAAAAUAUCGAUGAACCUAUAACGAAAGAAUUGUCUUCAAAAGUGUCGAAUAAGCAAAAACUUUUAAAGCUCAUCAGAGAUGCUUUCAACAUCGACAUGGACAUGUUCCAUGUCUCAGACGAUGUAGUUUUUAAGGCUGUUGACGACAUCGACGGUAGAUCGAGACCUGCAAGUGUCGUCAUCGAAACGCCGAAACGACUUUCCCAGCACUCGUCAAUAAAUACAACCAGGGAUUCUCAAGACUUGACGCGACUCAGCUCUACAAUGGAAUCUCUAGACUUCUUCAGCACAAUGGGCAAAUCUUCUGGUUCCAUCAAUGAGUCACAUAUUCAAGUCGUGCUUAAGUCUGCUACGCUCGAAAAGCUCUUUGAUGUCUUGAUUUUAACCACAAGCGUCUUUUCGAAAGUGGUUGAUACCGAAGACUUGGAAAAUUAUCUGUCGCACGAACGGAGACGUCAGAGUAUUCGCGCGCAAACUCCGGAUCAUGCCUCAGUUGGCCCGCUUGAUUGUGCCUUCAUUAGACUAUUAAUGGACAAUGACGUUUUUACCGAAACCUUUUUCAACACCUAUAAAAGUUUCACCACGACUACCAUCGUGCUCGAGAAUCUCGCAAAGCGUUUUAUUGGGGCUGUAAGCGGCGCUGUUUCGAUCUGUCGAAUCAUGAAUAAUGGCAGACAAAGAUAUGCAGGUGGAGCAAGCUCAAAUAGGUUCUCCGGAUUUCUCGAUGCCACGAAUAGUAACACCAAAUUUCCAGCAUGGGAUCUCAAAAUCACAGAGGAUGACGAAAUCAGCCUGGCUUAUGUUGCUAAAAUACAGAUUGGUGCUAUGGAGUCAUUUCUUCAUUUAGUGAGUCUGCAUUACUCAGAUUUCACGGAUUGUUUAACAAACAACACAACUUUCCUUGAUAUUCUGAAAAUCAUGGACCAAGAGAUUAAUGAUGAGUGGACGAAAAGACUGGACGCAUUCGCGAAAAGCAGGUACAGUCAACCUGAUUUUCGCGAUGAGACAAGCGAAAUUGAAAAUCUUCACGUUACGUUAAAGACUCUGUUCAAAAGGCUGAAAUCCUGCUAUCAAAAGCAGCUGUAUCGACCUCUGGGCAUCAGUAAAGUGCAAAGAACAACUCGGGGCUUUCUUAAAGAAGUCAAGACCCUUUCCAUGAAAAGUCUCAUGGAAAAUACAGAUGACGUCACUUCUUGCAAUAAGUUUUAUAAGUCGUUCGAAAAUCUAGCGUAUGCUGACUACGGUGGGCUGUCAAACUGGAUGUAUGAACUAGAUGAAUUCGUUAGCGAUCGAAUGUCUCUUGUUUCAAAUCACGACUGGGUUGAUGUUUCUGAAAUGCUAGAGCUUUUCUCGAAUAAAUCGCUGGUUUCACUAUAUCAGUAUCCCCUUCAUUCUAUCUCCCAGGCAAUUGUGCAGUCAGCUGGUUCUUACUUGGACGACCUGGAAGUGGUGAACGUUUUCACUUGGUUAACAACUUUAUCGACAGAGGAAGGCGAUCUCCUUUUCGAACACUUGCCUGCUUCAGUUCAGCUAAUCAUCAAACUGCAUAGAUCUGUGUCCAACUUUUUGGUAUUUCAAAUUUCCAAUCCACAUCAGUCCGUCGAGAGCAGAACAAACAUAUGCGCUGUCAUUUUGCAGCUCCUAAAUUUAACACAUUGGAAGAAUUCAUCAAUGGAUCUUUUUCACGACGGGAAAGGUGAUAAAACUACCACUGCAAUUUCUCCACAUGUUCCCUCUUUUCUUGAAAGCUGUUUGUGCAAUGCUCUCAUUGCCCCAGAAUCGAGAUACUUUGAGAUGUUCUGGAAGGAAGCAUACGGAAAGCUCUCAGGGUCCAGCGCAGCUGAUAUCAAAGAUAUAUCUGCUGUAUUGGAACGUGCAAGUGGCCAGAUAAAAAAUUUUGUCGAAUUUGAUGAGUCCUUAGUCUCAAAAUCCAAAAACUUAACACCUUGCCCUGGUUGGUUAAUAACCAGGCUCUUGGAGAUUUCCCAGUUUGUACCUAACAUGAGUAUCGAAAACUCAAGAAUGAUAAACUUUGAUAAGAGAAGGUUCGUGAAUAACGUAAUCACGAAUUUCAGAGAGAUGCUCCCAUAUUCUUCGGUCCCACAAGAAGUUAUCAGAGAUGAUGAAACUAUCUUUCAAGAUAUUGUUGACAGCGGCAAACUUUUUAGAAAAGUCGCCAAAGAAACGGCAGCAACAGAGGCGAGAGCCAAUAAAUAUCAAACGGCGGGGCUUUUCAACAGUGUUAUUAUUGCAGAGGUGGACAAAAUAAAACGCGAUCAGAAAAAGAUGAAUCAACUCAAUAUUCAAAACAACGAUAAUAAACGUAAAAAUCUAUUGGAGCAAGCAGUAAAACACAGGAACAGACUGAGCACAUCCGCAUCAACCCGGGAUAUUGGUAGUGAACUUGUGUCACGAGAACAGAGUUCUCCCGUUGACCAUUCUCCUAUGAAGCGGAGCUCAUUCGCACCCAACCCAACUCAAAGAAGCUCUGUUAUCUCAAACUCUUCUUCUCAUAGCAAUGGAAGUAUGGGUAAAAAAUUAGGUGGUUUCUUCAGAAGGCCGUUUUCAAUUGGCGGUUUCUCGAGUUCAUCCUCUGCACAUGGGCUCAAUGCAAUUCUGCUGAGCGGCGUACAGCCUAAUGGUUCAAUAUCGCCUUACGAACUUCCCGAUAUCACGUCAAGUGUGUUUAAGGACAGUAAACCAGUAUACUCCAUCAGGACCUUUGAGAUCAAGUCUUGCAUUCCAGUUAACGGAAUCAAUAAACUCCCUCAGGCCGACCACAGUCUCAAAAUCACGAUGGAUAAUGGAGUAGAGCAUAUUCUCCAAGCUAUGAGUCACCACGACAUGAUGGAGUGGCUAAGAUUGAUAAAUCUGUCCAAAAGGUAUUCUUUCCAUUCCCAAAAAUACAAAGGUAAAACAUCAAACAAGAUAUUUGGGGUGCCUAUUGAAGACGUGUGCGAACGCGAAGGCAGCAUAAUUCCCAAUAUUGUAGUGAAGCUACUAGAGGAGAUCGAACUUCGCGGUCUUGAUGAAAUGGGCCUCUACAGGGUUCCUGGAUCUGUGGGUAGUAUUAAUGCCCUCAAAUCGGCUUUUGAUGAAGAAGGUGCGGUGAGCAAUACCUUUACGUUAGAAGAUGACAGAUGGUUUGAAAUCAACACAAUAGCUGGCUGCUUCAAGCUUUACCUAAGAGAACUUCCGGACUCGCUAUUCACUAAGCAAAAGCUAGGAGAUUUUGUCAAUCUCGCCCUACAGCACAAAUCGAACGAAAUAGACUAUGAUCAAUUUAAGUUAGGGGUUCGCGACGCGUUGAAGACUUUGCCGCUUUACAAUUUCCACAUGAUGAAAAGAACAUUUGAACAUUUAAAUCGUGUUGAUCAACAUGUCGAGAACAAUCGCAUGGACGCGACUAAUCUCGCCAUUGUUUUCUCAAUGAGUUUCCUCGAUCAGGACGAUCUUGCCGCUAGUAUGGGACCAAGCUUGGGUGCCUUACAAGCACUCUUGCAGGCAUUCAUCCGGAAACCAGAUGACUUUUUUUAA